Messenger RNA from Papaver somniferum (opium poppy), 435 nucleotides. RefSeq lists its product as uncharacterized. Gene Ontology annotation, biological process: DNA integration. NCBI's taxonomy places the organism in Eukaryota, Viridiplantae, Streptophyta, Magnoliopsida, Ranunculales, Papaveraceae. The record is from RefSeq and is a predicted model, not a curated record. The transcript has a single exon. Bases 1 to 435 code for a protein of 144 amino acids. Gene Ontology annotation, molecular function: nucleic acid binding.
AUGUGCAUUGUGUCUGACAACGGAACACCUUUCGUUAACAACAAAGUCAAGGACUUACUAGCGUCCUUCCACAUCAAACGGAAGACAUCUACUCCUUACUAUCCUAAGGGAAAUGGGCAAGCCGAGGCAACUAAUAAAAUUCUACUCCAGAUACUCAGAAGAAACUUAUACAAUAACAAACGCCUAUGGAAUGAGGAGUUACCCAUGGCGCUCUGGGCGUAUCGCACUGCUAAGAGAUCCUCUACCGGAGCCUCACCCUACAGUCUAGUCUACGGAGAAGAUGUUGUUCUUUCAGCAGAGAUUGUCAUUGCGUCAACGCGGGUAAUUGCGGCAAGCGGCCUUCAAGUUGAAGAUAGUAAGAGAUUUCAAGUCCUCGAUACGCUCGAAGAAAAGCGAGACAUAGCAUAUGCUCACGCCGACAAAUAUCGGGAAUGA